UGUCAAGUUCUUAUAUAUACAAACCUCAGUUUCCAUUAGGCGCUACUCAUCCAUUUUCUAAAAUUCAUAUCAUCAUCUCUUCUCUUUAGUACCAGAGAGAGAAUCACUGCAUCCUCGUAGCUAGCUAUGGACAAAUUUGAGCUUGUUGAAGGGAAGGUUGAUUGGAAGGGAAGGUCAGCUGUGAAAUAUAAACAUGGAGGAAUGAAAACUGCUGUGCUCAUACUAGGUACCUUGGCUUUUGAGAGCAUGGCAAGUCUUGCCCUGGCUGUGAACAUGGUUACCUACUUCAAUGAGGUCAUGCACUUUGAGCUAGCAGAUGCAGCUAACGAACUCACCAACUACAUGGGAACUGGCUUUAUUCUGUCCAUUCUCAUGGCCAUCCUUGCAGACACCUUCUUUGGCAGAUUCAAAAUUCUUCUUAUUUCCGGGUGCUUCGAGUUUGUGGGACUAGCACUAAUGACUGUGCAAGCUCACUACCCUAAACUCAGGCCACCAGUCUGCAAUGUCUUUGAUCCAACUGCUAAAUGUGAGAAAGUUGAAGGUGGAAAUGCUGCCCUUCUUUUUAUUGCUCUCUACACGAUGGCGGCCGCCGCUGCCGGGCUGAAGGCCACGUUGCCAUCACACGGUGCCGAUCAAUUUGACGAAUCGGACCCGAGAGAGACAGGGCAGAUGUCUAGCUUCUUCAACUUUCUGUUGCUAUCUGUGUGCUUGGGUGGUGUAGUCAGUUUAACCCUAAUUGUGUGGGUUCAAGACAAUAAAGGAUGGGAUUGGGGAUUUGGGCUCUGUACCUUCGCCAUGUUCUUGGGCGUGGUUAUCUUUCUUGCAGGAUUGCCGGUGUAUCGGAUACAAGUUCUCAGAGGAACUAGUGCCAUAGUUGAAAUUAUACAGGUGUAUGUUGCAGCCAUCCGUAACAGAAAUCUUAGCCUUCCAGAAGACGCCACAGAAUUGUAUGAGAUUAGCAAAGACAAGGAAGAUUCUCUUGAACAAGAAUUCCUACCUCACAGACCCAUUUUCAGGUUUUUGGACAAAGCAUCCAUCCAAAGAGGGGAAGUUGAUGAACAGCAGCCUCCAAACCCAUGGAAACUUUGCAGAGUCACACAAGUGGAAAAUGCAAAAAUCCUCCUAGGCUUGGUCCCAAUAUUUUGCUGCACAAUUAUAAUGACUCUAUGCCUGGCACAGCUCCAAACCUUCUCAAUCCAACAAGCUCUCACCAUGGACACAAGCAUCACCAAGCAUUUCAAAAUCCCACCAGCCUCACUCCCCAUCAUCCCCCUGGUCUUCCUCAUCAUCAUAAUUCCUGUCUACGACCGUGUCUUCGUCCCCAUUGCAAGUAAGUUCACCGGUAUACCCUCUGGCAUAACGCACUUGCAGCGCAUAGGAGUAGGGUUAGUUCUCUCAUGUGUUUCCAUGGGUGUGGCUGGAAUCAUGGAAGUGAAAAGAAAAGAUGUGGCAAGAGAGCACAACAUGCUGUUGGCAAGGCCGGUCCUGCAGCCAUUGCCAAUCAGCACAUUCUGGUUGUCUUUCCAGUACUUCAUUUUUGGAAUAGCCGACAUGUUCACUUACGUGGGGCUUCUUGAGUUUUUCUACUCGGAGGCUCCCAAAGGGUUGAAAUCAAUUUCAACUUGCUUUUUGUGGAGCUCCAUGGCACUAGGGUAUUUCUUCAGCACCAUUUUGGUUAAGAUUGUGAACAAUGCAACAAAAGGUAACACAAAAAGUGGAGGCUGGUUGGCUGGGAACAACAUUAACUUGAACCAUUUGAAUCUUUUCUAUUGGUUGCUUUCAUUGAUGAGCUUGAUCAACUUCUUCAUCUAUGUGUUUGUUACAAAGAGGUACAAGUAUAGGCCCGGGAGCCCCAUGCUAGUUUCAAAGAAGAACAAGGAAAUUGAGGUUAACGAGUUCUGAGAGGAUUCAAAAAAAGAAGGAAAAAAAAAGAAAAAAAAAGAAUAGCAGCUAUUAUAUACAUGUGGUUUAUUGUAACGUGUGAAAAUUGGAUAAUACAUCUUCAAUAAGAAAUGCUAAGGAGACUCUCAAGA
This is a messenger RNA of Malus domestica (apple), 2033 nucleotides long. RefSeq names its product protein NRT1/ PTR FAMILY 4.5-like. Gene Ontology annotation, cellular component: membrane. Gene Ontology annotation, molecular function: transmembrane transporter activity. The record is from RefSeq and is a predicted model, not a curated record. Gene Ontology annotation, biological process: transmembrane transport. Lineage: Eukaryota; Viridiplantae; Streptophyta; Magnoliopsida; Rosales; Rosaceae.